ACCCUCCCCCCCCACCUCUGUACAGAUGCUGGAGAAGCAGGUGGAGGUGCGUCAACGGGAGGUGGUGGAGCUGCAGAGCCAGGUGAAGGCUCUGGGUCCGGAGGUCAAAGACACGGACGAGGUGGACGGGCGGAGGCAGCUGGUGGAGACCAAGUUCCAGCAGCUGCUGGAGCCGCUGCGCCUCCGCAGGGACUUCCUGGUGGAGUCCAGGGAGGUCCACCAGUUCACCCGGGACGUGGAGGACGAGAUCCUGUGGGUCCAGGAGAGGAUGGCGGUGGCCACGUCCACCGACCACGGACACAACCUGCAGACCGUCCAGCUGCUCAUCAAGAAGAACCAGACUCUGCAGAAGGAGAUCCAGGGCCACCAGCCCCGCAUCGACGACAUCCUGGAGCGCAGCCAGAGCCUGGUGAAGGACGAGCCCCCCAGCGGGAUCCGGGGCCGCCUGGCCGACCUGAGGGGGCUGUGGGGCCAGCUGAUGGAGGAGGCGGGGCGCCGCCAGGGCCGACUUCUCCAGGCCCACCACGCCCAGCAGUACUACUUCGACGCCGCCGAGGCCGAGGCCUGGAUGAGUGAGCAGGAGCUCUACAUGAUGUCAGAGGAGAAGGCCAAG
Molecule: messenger RNA, 613 nt
Organism: Etheostoma cragini (Arkansas darter)
Lineage: Eukaryota; Metazoa; Chordata; Actinopteri; Perciformes; Percidae
Product: spectrin beta chain, non-erythrocytic 1-like
Exons: 3
Biological process (GO): protein localization to plasma membrane; actin cytoskeleton organization
Cellular component (GO): cell junction; cell projection; plasma membrane
Molecular function (GO): actin filament binding
Source: RefSeq, a predicted model, not a curated record